Messenger RNA from Bombus pyrosoma, 5942 nucleotides. It is a transcript of the gene P58IPK, whose product is annotated as dnaJ homolog subfamily C member 3. Gene Ontology annotation, cellular component: endoplasmic reticulum. The record is from RefSeq and is a predicted model, not a curated record. Gene Ontology annotation, molecular function: protein-folding chaperone binding; misfolded protein binding. Bases 3501 to 4949 code for a protein of 482 amino acids. Gene Ontology annotation, biological process: protein folding in endoplasmic reticulum. The transcript is spliced from 6 exons. NCBI's taxonomy places the organism in Eukaryota, Metazoa, Arthropoda, Insecta, Hymenoptera, Apidae.
UACUACUACUACUACUACUACUACUACUACUACUACUACUACUACUACUACUACUACUACUACUACUACUACUACUACUAUUGUUACUAUUUCAUCUCCUUUCGAUAAAAAUGUUUACGUCGAUUUCGUAGGUGGUACUAUAUGCGCAAACUUUGCAUAACGGCUUUGCUGUAUUGCGUUGCGUUAUUUUACUGCGAUAGGUGAAAAGAAGCAAAAAAAAAAAAAAAAAGAAGAAAAAAAUAUAGGUGACUUUUGGACACUAUUAUCCCGAAUAUUUCCUUUCGCAUAUUUAUAUGUAUAUAUCUUUUUUCCCCUCUCCUUUCUUCGCGAGAUUCGUAAUCGAGAUAAAACCCGCAGCCGUCUCUGACAGUGUUUCGUUGUAGAUACCACGUUAAAAUUUCCACAGCUGUGUACAUGAAAUCGGAGAAAUUCUGGAUUCUACUGUCCAACUGUUCACUCAGGCAACGAAUACAUAUGACGUGUCGGUGUAAGUUAUUAGUCUUGUGCAGUUGGAAGUAAUAUGUUCAUUUACGAAUAAUGUGGUGGACAGAGAUUAUGCAAGUAACAACUAUACACGAAAGUAUUUUCAUACUUGUUUCUCUCCUAGUUAUAACGCUAUUUUUAUACAUAACAGAGUGAUGUUGACCGCCGAGCAAUCACAAUGUCAUUAAUUCCAUGUGUGUUAUUAUCUUUUUUUUUUUUUUUCCUCUUUCCUUUUGUAUAUUGUGAACCAACAGGUGUUCGAGCAACGCGAUCGAAUCUAAACGAUGUGUAGCUAUUGUCGUAUGUUUCAUAUUUAAAAGAAAGAAAGAAAAGAUGAUGUCCACCGUUUCGUAACUGGUAAAUGUAUAAAUUCAAGUGCGGUAUUAUGAUUUAGGACGUAUUAGCAUCUUUAGAGGAAAUAGGAAAGUGGUAUAAUAAACGAGACUAUUUAUUAACGUGUGUUAAGUAUUUAUUUUUUAUGUUAAAUCUCUCGAAAGGACAGUCACAUUUGUACGGUACAAAAUACCUUUAAAUAUUGUUUGGUCCUCUAAAGUAUAUCGGACGAGCAGCCUUAGAAAACAUUUAUGGAUCUACGCAGAGUGGAAUGAUUAGACAAAGAUCAAUUAAAGUGUAGUGCGAAGAAAUGUGAGGGGCUACGAAUAGUGGAUCAUUACAUAUUAUGUAAAAAGAAAAAAAAAAAAAAAAGUGGCGUUUGACUGUGACUGCAAUCAUUAUUACGAAAAGAAUGCGCAAUUACAAAGCACACAUACGAGCGAGAGCGGGAGAGUGAGAGAGAGAGAGAGAGAGAGAGGGAGAGAGAGAGAAAGAGAGAAAGAGAGAAACAUUGUAAGCCAUAUGUUACUCUGUACAACACGCAACAAUGUCAACGAAAGAAGAAAAUAUAAUCGGUAAACGUAAAUCGCUACCGAAUAAAAUUGUUGCGUGCGGUAGAUCAUAGUUUUCUUUCUUUCGUAAUUUUUUACGUUACGCGUGUUUGAAAACUCGAAUCUUGUUCAAUUUGCUCUUGGUGAAAAACAAAAAGAUUUAUAUACGCUAAUCGUGUGGUGUCCGCCUGGAGCAAUUUUCUGUUUAAGGUAAAACGAAAGGAUAAAAUACUGAUACUCGAAGGAAAAAGAAAAAGGAGCAUUGAGUUAUCGUAUGCGCGUGAGACGAUUGUGAGGCAGAGGGAAGAAGGAAAGUAAACGAGAGAACUAGAGAGGGGAGAGAGAUAGAAAACGAAGAGCACACGCGUAGGUGGCAAAUUUUCGUGGGCAAAAAACUAGGUGGGAUGGCAAAAAAAAAAAAUGUCUUCUAACUUUUAUGAAUGUUAUUUAAUCGAGAAGCGUCGCUUGUCGUUGAAUCGAGAACGCAGACAAGACGUGUAUAGAGGGACGAAAAAAGAAAAGAAGAAAAGAAAAAAAAAAGAAAAAAGAAAAUAAAAGAGCAAAGAAGGAAAAGAACAAACUACAGAAAGCACAAUAAUAUUGCGCUUUCAAUACGAGUCUCAAUGGCUGUGUUUCAUUUUUCUACGGCGAAUGACGCUCGUUGUAUCAUUCACUUGUAACUCUAAUGAUACUGCUAUAUAUCUACUUCACUGAGAUGGCGGGCAAAUGGCAAACGUGUGAAAGAGUUAAGAAACGGAACGAUGAAUGUACCAUUUUGUCGGUCUCUUAAUUAAUAAUUGCACAUUUACACGCUACAUUAGGUGAACCGAGAAAAAUACGAGAAGUAGGAAAAAAAUCUGCAAACAACUGUACGUCGUACGGCUAUUGAAUUAAGUAAUAAAAAUAAAGUGUCUGAAAUUUAAAAGCGAAGUCAACUUAACCUUAUAAAGUGUAUGAUAUAUACAUAUACAUAUGCAUAUAUACGUAAUAUAUAUAUAUACACUUGACGUUCAUUAGUAAUAAGUUACGGUCGCAUUGUGGAUAGCAUGUGCUUCUUGCGCUUGGGUAAAGCAACAUGUGUGUUCCGUGAAGAAUGAUUGUAGAGUGUCAAUAUUGUUACAAAUACCUCAUAAGAGACGAUGGAUCACAUAUAUUAUUUAAACGUCGUUCAUUCAGUGAUUCAUUCGUUUAUUUAUAGUAUUAUGCAAAGUGACAGGAGAAUUCUAUUAAAUGAAUCGUAUAAUAAAGAAAGGAAAGAUUAUGCAGUGUAGAGUCUCUCUUUAUACAUUAUAUACGUGUAUGAUAUGCCUUUUUACCCUGCUGUUCGCAUGAAAAUUCAAAUGUUUCAUCGUUUUUCAAACAAGCCGUUGUUGCCAAGAUAUUUUGCAUUACAGUUUUACUAUUUUUUUUUUUUCUUUUUUUUUUUUGCGAAUAUGCGUAAGUAGUUCCUUUUUAUAUUUUAACAUAAAAAAAUUGCAUAAUCUUUUAUACCGUACAAUUUUUAAUUCAUGCAAUUUCAGUAAGAUAAUUACCUGUGUGUUCUCACAUUCGUAUCGGCGAUGAAGACUAUUAUAAAAUGUUUAGUUUUCAUGGGUAUAGAAAAAUAUUGAUUUAUAUAAAAUAUCCUAAAUCACUAUUAAAAAUAUACAUAUCGACCACACACAGAUAAUUUUCAUGCAUGUACCUUCAUUAUUUUAUAUAUCUAGAAGAGAAGGGGAGAAUAUGUUUUAGAGAAGCAAAUAAAUUUUAAAUGAAUUCUCACACGCGAAUUUCUUGAUUUUAAUCGGGUCAAAAGGUUAGAGCAUUAAAUUUAAUUAUAAGGUCUAGGUAAAGGAUAAACUACUGUUAGCGAUAAAUUUAUAGUUUAGGAAACAGAUAAUCCUAGUUGGGUAUCUUUAUAUGGUAGGUGUAUUAUCUGGAACUGGAGUACAAGGGAUCGUAACCGCUGAUGACGAAACGCCAAUUCUGUUGGGAGUAACUUGGACCAAUCGUAUAAGACCACGAUCGCAAUGGCGGCGUGGCUGAACAGUUUUGCGUUAUCGGGUGGUUAGGUAGAGGCUUCUAAAGCCAGCAAGUUUGUUUUCUUAUGUAUUAGAAUAUUCAUAUUAUCGUGGCUCAGUUUUUUAUUCAGUCAUGUAUCAUUGUGGUUUAUUAUUGGUCUUAUUGGAUCUGUCUUUAGAUGUGGUUGGGAGUGUUUCUCAAUUAGAAAUUGACAGGCAUUUGGAAUUAGGUAGAGAAUUUUUAGCAAAAGGACAGUUACAGGAUGCGCUGUCACAUUAUCAUGCAGCUGUUGAGGGAGAUUCAAAUAACUAUCUAACAUAUUAUAAAAGGGGCACAGUUUAUCUAGCAUUAGGUAAAGCCAAAUUUGCUCUCCUUGAUCUUGAUAGAGUCUUGGAAUUGAAGCCAGAUUUUACUUCCGCCAGAUUACAGCGUGGCAAUGUAUUGCUUAAACAAGCCCAAUUUGAAAAAGCCGAGGCCGAUUUUCGAGAUGUUUUAGCAGUUGAACCGCAGAAUUCAGAUGCCUAUAACGCCUUAUAUAAAAUAGCACCUGUCCAAGAAGAUCUGUUAGUUAUAGACAGAUUAAUGACGAAUGGUGAUUAUGCAGCAGCCGCGCAACAAAUUUCCAGAGUUAUCGAAGUAUGUCCAUGGUCAGCCGAACUUAGGGAACGUAGAGCUGAAUGCUACGAAGCACUCGAAGAUUAUGUUAGUGCUAUUUCUGAUAUACGUUCUACAACCAAGUUACAAUCUGAUAAUACGCAAGGAUUUUUAAAAUUAUCCACCUUGCAUUAUCGUCUUGGACAAGUCGAAGAAUCUUUAAAGGAAAUUCGAGAAUGUUUGAAACUUGAUCCGGAGCAUUCAAAGUGUUUUUCAUUUUAUAAGAAAGUUAAGAAAGUGGCAAAACUAUUAACAGAUUCGAAUGAGUAUGAGAAUGAAAGAGAUCACGCUAGUUGUAUAGAUUCUGCUCAAUCUGUACUUAAACUUGAACCACAAGUAGCUAAUGUGCGUUUCAUUGCUCAUCAGCAUCUUUGUAAAUGUUAUACUGGUAAUUCAGAAGCAAGUCAAGCAAUAAAAUAUUGUCACGAAGCGUUAAAAAUAAGAAAAGAAGCUGCAGUAUAUUGCGACAGAGCGGAAGCCUAUCUCGCUGCUGAGAUGUUUGACGACGCGAUCAGAGAUUUUAAAGAAGCUUUGGAAAUUGAUAUGAGUCUACAAAGGGCGAAGCAAGGUCUUCAUAAAGCGCAACAACGACAAAAACUUUCUGAAUCACGAGAUUAUUACAAAAUUUUGGGUGUGUCAAGAACAGCAUCUAAACGUGAUAUUAUCAAAGCAUAUAGGAAAGCUGCGCAAAAAUGGCACCCCGAUAAUUUUCAAGAAGGGGAGGAGAAGAAACGAGCAGAGAAACGAUUUAUUGACAUUGCAGCUGCCAAAGAAGUGUUGACUGACGAUGAAAAAAGAGCGAAAUUUGAUCAAGGAGAAGAUCCAUUAGAUCCUGAAUCAGGGAAACAUCAACAAGGUUUCAAUCCCUUCCAAGAAUUCCAUCACUUCCAUGGCUCUCCCUUCCAAUUUAAGUUCCAUUUUAAUUAGUAAUCUUUGUUCAUUUUCACGGUAUUAGGUCAAAUAAAAUUCCUAAUUUUUCAUAGUAUGAAAAUAUUAAAUCGCUAUGUACGCAAUAUGACAUUUGCCAGCUGAAAUUUAAUUUUGCUAAUCUACCUCGUCGGUAGUCAAUAUGUCUUGUAUCUGCAUUGAAUCAGAAGACUGUAUACGGAAAAUUAUUAAUCAAUCAGUAAGUCAAGUAAAAGUGACCAAUAAUAAUAAUAAUAAUAAUAAUAAUAAUAAUAAUAAUAAUAAUAAUAAUAAAUGAUAAACAUGAUAAACAAAUGAUGAAUCGUGAUGACACGUGAUUAAAUAUUAUGUUGUUGUCCGAAUCACACGAACUACAAAAUAUCCUCUCAUUGUCAGUUUUCAGUCAAUAACUUGUUAUUGAAAUUCAAUAUAUACAUAAUGUAAAUAACGUAUGCAUAUAAUUUAAUAUGUUAGUUAUAAUAAUAAUAAUAAUAAUUUAUAUAAUAUGGAUUGUAAUAACUUUGAGUGAAUUGACUUACUGAAUAACUAAUAAACGAUAUACUUGAUGCAGACUGAACGUAUAAUCAGUUUUCGGCGAUGUGAAUAUUCGGUACCGUCGAUACUAUAUAUAGACUAUAUAUAGAUUUCGUACCAUUCGAAACGAAAGUCGUGAUCGAACUCGCAUUUUAAUAAAACUAUAGGAUAUAUGGCGGCGAUAAUGUUGCUGCUACCUAAAUGUUACAGCGGUGGGCUGUGGAUUAUUGAGUUUAGCUUGAAAUCAUGCGACGAAUAGAUGGAGCAAAUACUAUUGAAGCCAUUUUUGGUAAUGUAACGAUCGAGUACAGGUACACUUGAGGAUGGAUAGCGGAAUUAUGUUAUGGAGUGAUUGUAUUCGAUGUUAAUAAACACAUGUAGGGCAAUGCUGUGUGCGUGUUGUAUUCGCAUGAGUGUGAGAGAACUUUAUGUAAAUACUGUAUCUCUAUUAUUUGUUUAAAUAUAUUUGAUUAAUUUAUA